Molecule: messenger RNA, 2608 nt
Organism: Fimicolochytrium jonesii
Lineage: Eukaryota; Fungi; Chytridiomycota; Chytridiomycetes; Spizellomycetales; Powellomycetaceae
Exons: 6
Coding region: 116-2437 (773 amino acids)
Biological process (GO): regulation of Ras protein signal transduction; mitotic spindle orientation checkpoint signaling
Cellular component (GO): SIN/MEN two-component GAP complex; mitotic spindle pole body
Molecular function (GO): GTPase activator activity
Source: RefSeq, a predicted model, not a curated record
AGUUUCGAGCCCGACAGCACUCACGCACGACCCUUUUCGCGAAAAACUUCGAACCCACCCAAGCGACGAAACUGCAUAUAACAGAACCUAUCAGAAUAGAAAAAACGCAGCUUCCAUGAUGGCAGCCGGAAUAACGCCCACCCGAAGCGACGUCCCCGCCAAAGCAACCCUCUUCGAAGAAGAAUGCUGGGAUGAUAUCGAAGUGCCAGCGGAAGGCCUGGACCAUUCCUUCUACACCGAGUCACAAGGGGACCCACCGUCCGGCGGUGGCUCCCCCUCUGCGCUGGGUGACUUUUUGGAUGGGGAAGGUGACGAGGAUAUGGUCUUUGGUGGGGAAUACGCGUCGGCGUGGGCGGUGGGUGCCCAGACGGAUAGCGUGCCUGAGACACAGGCCAAGCUUGCGCGGUCAGAGGGGAGUUUUCCUGAGCCGUCCGGGCACUUUUUUACGCGGCCAGAUGAUUCCGGGAAGGAGGAGUACCCUGAUGAGCUGCCGGAUUUUGGAGAAGAUAGCGUCGAUAGCAGAGAUAUGACCAUGCAUGCGCUCGCCCAACCACACCCAGCAGAGCCGGCUCAGAUCGUCGGGACUAUCCAACGCUUAACGCCAAAGUCAAAAGAGGUCAUCCAGCGUGAUGGUCCAAUACAUGCAUGGAUGGAGGAGACCACCGUAGCAUGUCCAAAUCCUACCACGAUCACUCCAAGCGCAGAAGCUGCCGAACCCACACCAUCAGCAUCCCACACGGACAAACUGGAAGCAAUGGACAUCGACAUGGAUGACGACUUCGACCUCCCCACCGACAUCACGACCCUCCGCCUCGCGGACCGCACGAUCCACAAAGCGCCCGAAGCCGACAUGACCGGCCACCUCGACAGCAUCUGCGACGGCUGGAGCGAUAGCCUGAGCGUGCACAAAGACCUGCCAUCGUUGCGAAUGCUGCACAGCCCGACCCCGAGCUCCACGGCAAGCAUGAUUGCGUCCGAGAGCGAGGAGGAUGGGUUUGAUGACCUGGAGUUUCCAGAGACGGUUGAGGCGCUGCGGUUGGGCACUUAUCAUCAUAGUAUGAGAGAGGAGAUUGUUGAGCCGGAUAAGGAUGAUGAGGAUCCGUUGGAGGGGUUGUUGAUUCCUGAGGAAGACACCCUGGACCCGGCAAGGCUGGGGAGGGCCGGGCUACAGAUCCCUUCCACACCUGUUGCAACGACACCGCAAACCGUCUCCAACCAUGCCCACCAUCAACAUCAUCACCACCACCCAGCCCCGCAACCACCACGUCAUCACUCCGACCCCCGCCCCCAAUCCCAGACCCCCUCCCCCACCAAAUCCACCACAUCAACAUCCAGCCUCGCCCGCACCCUCCCGUCCAAAAUCCCCCGCAUAAUCCCCUCCCCGCUCCCCACCCGCCCGCCCCGCCUCUCCAUCUCCACCCGCCUCUCCCACCCACCCACACCAACCGCCAUCUCCCCCUCCGUAGGCCACAUUCAACGCCUCACCUCCCACUACAUAACCACCCGCCGGAUGGGCAGCGACGCCAACACCGCGCCGUCGCGGUUACUGAGGAAACCGAAGAAUAGUCCGAUGUUUGGGGAUGGGAGUGAGUUGGAUGGGAUUGAGGAUCUGGUUGUGAGGGGGGAGGAGGGGAAGGGUGUGAGGAAGGCUGGGGGGCUUGUUGCGACGCCCGCGAAGGGAGAAAGGCAGAAUGAGAAUGUUGGGGGACGAGGCUCGCAGAAGAGGACGUUGUCGAAGGCUGGGUCGGCUGCUAGUUUGGUUUCUACUGCCCGGAUGAUUGUAGAUGAAAGGGAAAACCGGCGACCGUAUACGUCCAUACCGCCCGUGAAUCAUCGGCCAGCAAAGACCUUCUAUGACCGUCGCGGGCCGCCGCCGCCGCCCGCACAUAGGAAGCGACCGAAGAAGAAACCAAUGCUGAUCCGAAACCUGAACAACUCCGAUACAGUCAAAGUGGUCGGCAACAUGGUCUACAAUCCCCUCCUCCAAAAAUGGGAGGGCAACGAAUCCGCCCUUCUCGACUUCGACCGCACGGCCGCGACACCCACGCGCCCUGCGCUGAUCACAAACGUCGGCGGGUACAAGAUGCCGCAGACGGUCGGCGGGAUGGUGUUUGACCCCGUGACGAUGCGGUGGCUGGGGAAUGAGGAGGAGGCGGAUGUGUUUGGGGAUUUGGCGGAUGAUGUGGCUUCGGUUCAUGACAACGGGCUGGGCACGACAUCAGACCGCUCCGAAUUCGCCCUCCCCGCCUCCCUCCGCGAAUCCCUGUGCAUCGCCGAGGCGUCGCACAAGCUGUUUAUGGCGAAAUGGUACCCGCGCGCCGUGCUUGACAGCCAGAGGACGAUGAUGCGGGAUACGUCCAAGACGCAUCUUUAUGAGAUUCGUUCGCAUGCAAAGCCGGACAGGGAACGACGACGGAAUUCAGCGAUUUGGAGAUGAAUGUUUCCCCUGACUGUGUGCACGUGAAGGAUGCACGCUUGACCCAUGAAAGGCGGUCAAAGAGCUGGCUUCCACAAUCCAAGAGGAUCCCUUCCCUCCGCUUCCAAUCCCCGCGUCUCGCCAGUCGUAUGUAAUGUAUCUGCACCCUCUUUUGGGAGAAGACCCAACCUC